AGGAGGGGCUGCAUUUCGAUCAGACAUCUUGUGUUUUUUUCCUUCCCUCGCUCUAUUCUGCCAUGCUGAGUUCAUGUGAGGUGAGCUUCUGUAGAGUGGGGAAGGAGGUGCAGGAAGGGGGCUGCCUGCUCAGGAUCACCCACUGCUACUCUUCAUAUUACCACUAAUGAAGGAGGAUGCUCAAGUCAGGUUCUGCCAUAGAGGUAAUCCUUGUGUCAAUGUGAAAUUCUAUGGAAAACACAUCUCAGUGUGUGCCCCAAUAAGAUGUAUUUUUUCAGUAAUGCCUGAGGAAUAAAGAGACUAAAUGUCAGCAAUGAUAACUGAUCUUCCUGGAAUUGAAGCAUUUCACCAGAUUCCUAGAAUGAAGAUCUCUUCCACCUUCUAAAACAACAUCCUACCAAAAAUGCUUCAUGUACUAGGAAUGCCAACCACCUAGAUUCAUGCGCCCUAUCUGUACAGUUGUGGAUGGUUUACCAUCUGAAGGCACCUUAGGCUCGUUUCCUGGCCCUGUUUCUGUCUUUGAAAUGUCGAUGCUUCGUGCUUUAGACCCAGUCCAGACCUGGCUGGGACAAGAGCUGGAGAAAUGUGGUAUUGAUGCCAUGAUUUACACAAGAUAUGUUUUAAGUCUUCUGCUGCAUGAUAGCUAUGACUACGACCUUCAGGAACAGGAAAAUGACAUCUUUUUGGGCUGGGAAAAGGGAGCGUGUAAGAAGUGGGGAAAAGGCAAGAAAAAGAGUUCAGAUCUGUCCAUGGAAGAAAUGAAGAAACAGGCUGCAGUUCAGUGUCUGCUUUCAGCUUCUGAUGAAAGUUCUGGAAUUGAAACUUUAGUUGAAGAGCUUUGCUCCAAACUGAAAGAUCUCCAGAGUAGCCAAGGUGAACAGCUGAUGAUGAAUAAAGAUGAGAACACUAGCAAGACUGUAGAUGGAUUGCCAUCACCAGAAGCUACAUCAUCUCUAGCAAGAAAGGAUCAGGCUGAAAUGUAUUAUGAAGCUUUUCCACCUCUGUCAGAAAAGCCAGUUUGCCUACAAGAAAUAAUGACCGUGUGGAACAAAUCAAAAAUCUGCUCUUAUUCUAGCUCCUCCUCAUCUUCUACUGCCCCACAAACAAGCACCGAAACUCCAUCACCAAAGAAUUGCAACAGCGAGAAUGAAACCAUAGUGACCAACAAGCAUAAUGGAGCUUCUAACACUGUACAGGCAAAAAACCAUCAAAGAAAAGGCAAGAACGAGAAGGAGAACAAGUUUAGCACCCUAACAGAUCCUAAAACUGGUAUAUCAAAAAGUGUGAGGCGCAAGUCAAAUGGAAAAAUCCGCCCUCGAUCCUGGUCAUCUGGAUCGAGCGAAGCUGGCUCAAAUGGUAAUCGGGGAGAAACAAAAACACGUUUUGUAAAAGUAAGGCAAAAAAUUAGGGAUGUCCGGAACAAAAAGGGGAAAACCAGCCCUAAAACUCUGUCCAAAAACGUUGAGAGAAAAAAUGUUGCAGCUAGCAGCAGUAGUAGUGUGGGAUCUGUGAAAGCACUCUGCAAAAGAGUAAAACGUCAGAUAAAAGAAUAUGCAUGGAAAGACUUGAAUGAAGGAAAUGUCUUUGAAGAAAAAAAAAAGACAGAAUUUAGAGAGGAGCCUUUGUGGUAUACUGAACCCAUUACAGAAUAUUUUAUUCCUCUGAAUGGUAAAAGUAAGUUGGAAACUGCAUACAGAAAACAUCAGAAUUGGCAUAACAGGUCAGAAGAAAUGGAAGAGUUGUCAGAGAUCGUAAAAGAUCUUCAUUUAAAUAACCACAAUAUUCAUGAAACAUACCUCGCAGCAGGUACCUUCAUUGAGGGUCACUUUGUAGAAAUGCCUGCAGUCAUAACAGAGGCAAGUGAUCCCACAGGGACCUCUAACUGUUCUCUUCCAGAGGACAACUUUUUGGAUGAUGUUCAUCCUAUAGAAUAUACACACUUCUAUGAAGUGGAAAUUGAUCAAUCCAUGUUGGAUCCUGGUGCCUCAGAUAAGGUGAAAGGAGAAAGUCGAAUCUUGAAUAUGAUUCGACAGAAGAGCAAACUGCAAAGUGAUUUUGAGGCUGAAUCUUGCAAAGUGUUAGAAGAUAAGGAUUUGCAAUGGGGGAGUGCAAUAUGGACAGAGUCAACCAGUUCUAUUGGUGCUGAAGAUUUGUUCUUGCAAGACCAUAGUAAAUUAGCUCAAUUUUGGGAGUCCUAUUCACCCUCCAGCUCAGUAGACGCAGAUGGGGAGAGUUUAGGAGGUGACUCCCCCAGUACCCUUUCCCCUUUUUUAGACAGCACAAUGCUUAGUUCUCACAUGCAUGCAGGCAAUCAAGAUUUAUUUUUGGAUAGAAGUGGCUCUUAUUUUUCAGUGUUUGAAGUGCAAUGCAGUAACUCUGUACUUCCGCUGCCCAGGGAGCGGAUGGUAACGGAAAGAGGCAAAUCAGAGUCUUGUUCCAGCAUGAAUAGGUUUGGGAAAACUCAGUCACGAUUACUUAUAUGGACCAAAAACAGUGCCUUUGAUGAAAACGAACAGUGUUCAAACCUCUCAACUAGAACAUGCAGUCCGUGGUCACAUUCAGAUGGAACACGAUCGGAUACAGAGGCUAUGAACAGUCAUUUAGAAGAUUACAGUCAGUUAAAUGCAGAAGACUCAGAUUACAUAAUUCCUAGAGUUUCCUUAACCUUCCAACAGAAUAUCCCUUGUACAACAUCAAGAAACCCAUUUAUGCAGAACAGGACUUUGACUGAAGAAUCAGGGCUGGUUUUGGGGAAAAAAUCUAAGCUGGAGUCACUUUGCGGCAUUCAGCUUGAACAGGAAAAUGAGGAGAUGUGUGACACUAUAGAGGCUGAGAGCAACAACAGCCAUCAUACACAUGGAUACAGCUCAGGGGUCAUCAAAGACAUUUGGACAAACAUCGAAGACCAUUCUGAAAGAGCGGAGGACCAGAUCUUCCCACUAGAUGUAAAUGUUUUUGGUUGUCAUGAAGCUAAUGCGACAUGUGAUGCUUUUCAGGAGCCCAGUAAGGCCGUUCAGAGGUCUGAGUAUCAUCUUUGGGAUAGUCAAAAAGAUCUUGCAGAAAAGCGAACCUUUCUCUCGAGUGAUUCAUUAAAGAUUGACAAUGGAGAUUACACAACUCCAUCCAGACCCUGGGAUAUUAACCAUGUGAAAGAAAACUCAUUCAUUCUUGGAGGCGUUUAUGGUGAGUUCACAAACGUCAAUGGCGAGGAUGAGUGGGCACUGGCACCGCAGAGUCCAGCAAAAGCAAGCCUACCGGAAUGUGCUGCCUCUGAUGUCGUUACGAUAGCAGAAGCAGAUGUCUUUAUGACUCCAGGAAACAGUUUUGCUCCUGGCCAUAGGCCGUUGUGGAGACCAUUUGUUUCAUUUGAAGAUGAGCAUAGGGAAGAUAGAAGCUCAAACAAAGGUUUUUCUUUCAUUUUGCAUGAAAAUUUGCUUGGAACGUGUGAGAAUUUUCAGGUUGAUGAACCAGGAAUGGGCUACUCUUUCUCCUCUUAUGAGCUGAACAAUAGAUUUUCACAGGUUCUUCAUGUUGAAUGUUCAUUUGAACCUGGAAGUAUCAUUACCAGUAGUCCUAAUUACAAACCAAAAGCCUUGUGUUCAGAGUCAGGUGAUGGAAAUCAUCCAAGGAUUUGUGGAGUGGAAAGAACACAGUACAGAUCGAUAAAAAUCUCUCCACGCACUCACUUCCGCCCAAUAUCUGCAUCUGAACUUUCUCCAGGAGUAGGAAGCGAAUCCGAUUGUGAAUCGGAGAAAGAUGAGGUAGCUGCACCUACUCUUUCUGAGGGAGAAGUGUUUGAGGAUCCUCAGGAUGAUCUUAAACCGCUUGAAGAAGAUGCUGAAAAUGAAGGUCAUUUUUAUGGAAAGUCUGAGCUUGAAUCUGGGAAGUUUCUGCCUAGAUUGCAGAAGUCUGGCAUGGAGAAAAGUGCACAGACUUCUUUAGAUGGUCAAGAAGAAUCCUUUGGAGUUUUGCCUUUAGAGAAACGUCACAAUUUAGACUUUAGAGUUAUAGAGUCGUUUGAAAGUGAAGUGACGGAGAACUCUAAAACAAAUUGCAAGAUGUUGGAAAGAGAAGUGGAUAAAAUAGGAGACCUGACUUUGGGAUGCGACUCUACAUCUUGUGUGGAAAAGGAAGAGUAUCCUCCUUUAAGCAUCAAUCUUCAGGGAGUAAACGCUGCAAAGGAAAAACAGUGCUGGUGGCAGAAAGCACUGUACUCUCCAUUGAUCUCUGGACCCUGCUGUGACUCUUUCUACGCAAAUGGUAAUGAAGAAGGUCACAUCGAUCACCCAAGUGGGAAAGAUAUCCCUUGCGCUGGCUGGCUUCCUCUGGAGAUUGAGAAAAUGUCUGCAUGUAACAAUGCCAAAGUUGCCAUUGGAUUCACUGGUGGAAUAAAAACCAGUAGCUUCAGGAAGAAGAUUUACUCGAGUGACAGCUCCAGUUCUGACACUGCUUCUGAUGGCGGACAUGAGUGGGCUGAUAUUUCCAGAGAGGAACUCUUCUCUCGCACUCAGCUGUGAUCGACAUCAUCUUUAGCUGUAGCUGUGAAAGAUUAGCGUGCUGAGACGAAAUCCCUACUGUCUGUCUGUUUCCCCUAGGGUCCUUGAACAUCUUUAGUUGCCACUUCUUCGGUGUGUGUGUUUGUUUUAAAAUUUUCCUUUUUUUUUUUUUUUCUCUCGUUUUGCAUUUGAGGUGAGCGAUCUCAUCAAACAUUCAUUUCCUUUUUUUUUUUUUUUUUUUUUCUCUCUCUCUCUGGCAAGCUGUUAAACUUCACCUAGUAUAGGUAGAAUAGCUUUUGUUGUCAUAUGAAUGGAGGUGCUUGUGUUUUGUAAAAUCACUACUUUGUGCAUCUUAUUGGCAUACUCUAUUUAUGUAAGUUUUAAUUUUUUCUUUUUAGCUAUAGCCAGAAUUGCCAUCUGAACAGAGUAGAACCUUCAGCUACUUCUGCCAUUCAGGCACUUUAGGCUUCUGGAGUCUCAAAGAACGAGGACAUAAAUAUGUAACACUGUAAUCAAUCCGUGCCUUUCUGAAUGCAGGAGAGUAGCAUGAAUGACACUUGCCCAUUCUUUAUUUGAAAAAAAAAAAAGUGUAAAAAAAAAAAAA
Molecule: messenger RNA, 5100 nt
Organism: Rana temporaria (common frog)
Lineage: Eukaryota; Metazoa; Chordata; Amphibia; Anura; Ranidae
Product: KIAA0232 ortholog
Exons: 9
Coding region: 441-4517 (1358 amino acids)
Source: RefSeq, a predicted model, not a curated record